CAACAGCGCCCAAAGAACUUGUUCGCUGCCCGCGUGUUUUAUUCUUACAUUUUUGGGGAUAGAUUUUUGCCAAUUGUCUCGUUCUCCAGUUUCUUGUGUGACACGUAUAAAUCACAAACUGAGCAUCCUAUUGCAUCUCUCUUCUCUAUAUCACCAUCACACUUUGACCUUCGACCACAUUCUUCAAAUAUACUUAAGUACAAUGGCCUUCUCAGCUCCGCCCGUACGGGCCUCUUUCCGCGGCUUCCUCUUCGACAUGGACGGAACAAUUAUAGACUCAACAAAUGCGGUUGUGAAGCACUGGCAUACCGUGGGAAAAGAAAUCGGGGUGGCGCCCGAGGUCAUCCUUGAGACGUCCCACGGCCGCAGGAGUAUAGACAUCCUCAAGAUCUUGGCGCCUGAAAAGGCGAACUGGGAAUAUGUCAAACACAUGGAGGGUCUUCUCCCACAAUACCAUGGUGAGGACGCAUACGAGAUCCCCGGUGCCCGUGCCCUUCUCAAAGAAAUCGGCGAUCGCAACAUCCCAUGGGCAAUUGUCACAUCGGGAACAGUUCCUCUCGUUACGGGAUGGCUUAAAGUGCUCGGUUUGCCCAACCCAGAACACCUGGUGACUGCAGAGAGCGUCCAGAAUGGAAAACCCGACCCAUCCUGCUAUCUGAUGGGCUUGGAACGGAUCGGCCUUUCUGGUGCUGAUCAGAAUGAAAACGUACUUGUGCUGGAGGACUCGCCUGCUGGCAUCAAGGCUGGUAAGGCGGCUGGGUGUAAGGUCUUGGGGCUCGUAACAAGUCAUACCGCAGAACAGGUCAAGGCCGCUGAGCCAGACUGGAUCGUCAGGGACUUGGACUCUGUCAAGAUCGUCGGGAUCGAGGACGGACUUGUCGCGUUGGAAUUCUCGAAUCGGCUGGCGGAGCUGCCCAUGGUCAACGGCGAUAGCGCAGGACCUCGAUGAUCAUCGGCAACUCUGCAGAUUUCCUUCGCGUGGGCUAGCCCGGUGCACUGGCACUGACUCACCAUGAUAGAAUCAGACAUUUAGAGAAGCAUUCUGGUUGCCCAGUUGAGAGAGAGAAGGGGAGCGUGACCUGUAGCGAAAUACCGCAAUCUAACCUGCAGGAUUGUGCAUA
This is a messenger RNA of Diaporthe batatas, 1121 nucleotides long. RefSeq lists its product as uncharacterized. The transcript is spliced from 6 exons. Lineage: Eukaryota; Fungi; Ascomycota; Sordariomycetes; Diaporthales; Diaporthaceae. The record is from RefSeq and is a predicted model, not a curated record. Gene Ontology annotation, molecular function: beta-phosphoglucomutase activity; sugar-phosphatase activity. Bases 203 to 949 code for a protein of 248 amino acids.